Messenger RNA from Lampris incognitus (smalleye Pacific opah), 2220 nucleotides. RefSeq names its product solute carrier family 25 member 55a (gene slc25a55a). Gene Ontology annotation, molecular function: L-glutamate transmembrane transporter activity; L-aspartate transmembrane transporter activity. The coding region runs from base 166 to 1161 and encodes 331 amino acids. Lineage: Eukaryota; Metazoa; Chordata; Actinopteri; Lampriformes; Lampridae. Gene Ontology annotation, biological process: L-glutamate transmembrane transport; aspartate transmembrane transport; malate-aspartate shuttle. The transcript has 10 exons. The record is from RefSeq and is a predicted model, not a curated record.
CGACCACCGCCGGAGCCAUACAGAGUCGCUGUUGGUGCAAAGCCAAAUUUAUAGCAAAUCGAAGGAGAUCGCUCUAUAGGACUGGAAGAAGACUUUGCUCUACUCGCCAAGUUUUAUCAACUGCUCCCUUCUCAACUUGGCCCCCACGUAACGUUAGAAGCCAACAUGUCUCAGCAGCAGAUCAGUCUCCCAGCCAAACUGAUCAACGGUGGGAUCGCCGGCAUUGUUGGGGUCACUUGUGUCUUCCCAAUUGAUUUGGCUAAGACACGUUUACAGAACCAGAGACAAGGUCAGCAGGUCUACAAAAGCAUGAUGGACUGCCUUGUCAAGACUGUUAGAUCUGAGGGUUACUUUGGAAUGUAUAGAGGCGCAGCUGUUAAUCUGACCCUGGUUACCCCUGAGAAGGCAAUCAAGCUGGCAGCCAAUGACUUUUUCCGACAUCACCUUGCCAAAGAUGGGAAAGGGUUGACAGUGUUCAAAGAGAUGCUGUCGGGAUGUGGCGCAGGACUGUGCCAAGUUGUUAUCACAACCCCCAUGGAAAUGCUCAAAAUUCAGCUGCAGGAUGCAGGCAGACUGGCAGCCCAGCAGAGAAAGCCCGGCAUGAUGUCUCCCACCAAACUUGCAGCCACCAACGCAGUGCUCAGCCGUUCGUACAAUGUGGCUCCAGUGGCCCCGGGGCCCAGAGCUGUGUCGGCCACUCAGAUCGCCAGGGAGCUCCUCCACACACACGGCAUCCAGGGUCUGUACAAGGGACUUGGUGCCACGGUCAUGAGGGACGUUCCCUUCUCGAUCAUUUACUUCCCCUUGUUCGCCAACCUGAACCGCUUGGGAAAACCCAGCCCGGAAGCGUCGUCCCCUUUUUACUGGGCCUUCCUUUCUGGCUGUGUGGCUGGAUCCACUGCUGCAGUGGCUGUCAACCCAUGUGAUGUUGUGAAGACAAGACUGCAGUCUUUGAACAAAGGGGCCAGUGAGGAGACGUACAGUGGCGUGGUGGACUGUGUGAGUAAGAUUAUGCGGAACGAGGGACCUUCUGCUUUCCUGAAAGGAGCAUGCUGCCGGGCGCUGGUGAUCGCCCCCCUGUUCGGCAUUGCGCAGGUCAUGUACUUUGUCGGCGUUGGAGAGUACAUCCUGGAGAACUCUCCUCUGAGCCUGCUGUCGUGAGACUGGACCGUCGUCGUCUUGCUGGUCAGCAACGCUCGGAUUUCGUUUUCACAUCGGACGAAGUGUAUCAACAAAACGACUGGCAGCUACAUCCACUAUACCGUAUAUGAAGACUGCUGACUGCGAGAGAGAAGCCUUGGUGUUUUGUAACGUGGUAUCUAAACUCCCCACGCGGUCAAAACAGCUGUACAGCACUUCAUGUUGUUUCUAUUUUUGGGACUUAUUCAGUUGUCUAUAUGACCAAUGUUUGCACUUGAAGCGGUCAGCCUUAUCACACUAGGGUCCGCGACGUGGCGGCGUUGCCUCGCGUUGUCCCUGGACGGCCCUGCUCCUCAUCCCUCUGUGAGGGACGGGAGGAGGGAAUGACUUCAGCAAACUGACAGACCUCAUCUUUAUAUUUUGUUUUUCAUUUGAUUUUUUUUUUUUAAAUAACGUUUGAAUGCAGUAAUUUGCAGUAUGUUUUUUCGCCCCUUUUAAAUGUAAUUGCAGUCUCUUACGAAGCCUUCGGUGAGUCACGGGGCUGUUUUGAGAGGAUAUAGGUUUACAGUUGGGGACACAAUUUACACAUGCAGAAUUUAUGUGUAUUUUUUUUUUUUAAAUUUGAGUAAGAAUUGAUUGCAAAUGGUAAAAUAUGUUACAAAAUUUGCUGACAUGGGACCACGUGGUUCACCAAACCAUUCAUGCAGUGUCCUGCUGUGUACUCGACAUCAUCCCAACUGGCAGGGUUUUUUUCUCUUUAAAAAAAAAAAAAAAAGAAGCUGUUUACAGCUGUCUUUAUAUCUUCAUUUUCUGACAAUACUUGAGAUGCAUUUAUGCACAGUACAGUAUGUAUUUGUCCACAUAAACUAAUUUUCUUGGUGCGGCGUUGUAGCAGUGGUUUUACUCGGCCGUCUUUGUUCGUGCCUUAACGGAGGGCGUUGGUGACCUCUAGCGAGGAGUGCAAUCGAAGGCGAAAACGGCGUUUUAUCACUGUGCAUGUUGAAAUGACUGUUACCAUCUUUCUAUGUUUGUGCUGUCCUUUUUGUAUAUAAACUUGUGAAUUAAAAUUUUACAUUGCUC